Messenger RNA from Monopterus albus (swamp eel), 2389 nucleotides. RefSeq names its product adenylate kinase 7b (gene ak7b). NCBI's taxonomy places the organism in Eukaryota, Metazoa, Chordata, Actinopteri, Synbranchiformes, Synbranchidae. Gene Ontology annotation, molecular function: ATP binding; nucleobase-containing compound kinase activity. The transcript has 19 exons. Gene Ontology annotation, biological process: nucleobase-containing compound metabolic process. Bases 200 to 2299 code for a protein of 699 amino acids. The record is from RefSeq and is a predicted model, not a curated record.
GCCUACGAGGGACUUAAUUCGAGGUUCUUAAUUCGAGGUUCUAAUUAAUUUUUUAGAGUCCCUAUACAGAACUGAACGGGCUAUUGUUGCAACUCUUCUGUCUGAACGGCUCUGGCCAUGGAGCCUGGAAUCCCUUCCACGCAGGUGCGAGAGAGCGCAUCACCAUGGCAACGGAACAUCAACAACGCUACAAGCUAAUAUGGCGGAGCUUAAGCUCGGUAAAUUCAAGCAGUCUUCCAAACGAGUUUUUAUCAACAAUAUAGACUGCUAUGCAUCCAAAUAUAUUGCCAAGGUUUUGUCGGAAUAUGUUGCAUCUUUUGACCCUGAUGGAGAGAUAGAGACUGAUGAUGAGGAGAGGACGAUAUCAAGCCACAGCAGGGCAGGGGCGUUUCAGGUUGUGGGGACAAUUGCUGAUAAAUCGGAUGAGGACAGACCGUAUGUGCUAGAGGAGUAUUUACAACUGGACAAGGAUAAGCUUCUUCCAAAACUGAUGGACUGUGAUGUUGUCAUCUACAAUAUUACCCAGCAUGUUGAUCAGGUGGAGGAAGCCUUAUGGGCUGUGUCAGCUCUUCACAAUGAAAUGGGUCAUUUUUCUGGACCAAAGAUGUUCAUCCUCGUCUCCACAGUGAUGACCUGGGCAUGCAGCAAGCCAGUUGAUCCUGAUGAUGUGGAGCUUCCCUUCACCGAUGAGAUUUUCUGGAGAAGAAGAGCACACCCCAACUUUAAACAACACUUUGACCUGGAGAAGAGGGUGGCCAAAAUGGGCAAAACUAACAGAAAAUUGUUCUCGACAUACGUGGUGGCAUCAGGGCUUCAGUACGGGAUGGGAGAGCAGGUCUUCCACUUUUUUUUCAAGACAUCAUGGCUGGGACAAGAACAUGAAAUACCUGUCUUUGGCGAUGGCAACAAUAUUGUUCCCAUGAUUCACAUCAAUGACCUGACAAGGAAUGGGGAUAUAGAGAAACAGCAGCCCCAGCCAUAUUAUCUGCUAGCUGUGGACUAUUCCAACAACACCAUGGAGGACAUUGUGAAGGCAGUUGCCUCUGUACUUGGACCAGGGAAGAUUCAGAAGAAGCCACCUGAAGAAGCCUUUCUCACAAAGGACUUAAGUGUAAUUGAAAUUGAUUCUCUGCUGGUCAACCUACGCAUUGAGGCUGUCUACCUCAAAGAACUGUUGUCUGUCAACUGGUUGUGUGAGUCUGGUUUGGUGGAGAACAUAGAGCUGGUGGUGGAGGAGUACCGGCAGACCAGGGGACUGCUGCCCAUCUGUAUGUGUGUGCUGGGUCCUCCUGCUGUGGGGAAAAGUACAGUGUCCAAACAGAUCUGUGAGCACUAUAAGCUCCAUCACAUUAUGCUUAAGGAGACCAUUUCUGAAACCAUCACUCAACUGGAAGACACUGUGAAGAAGGCUGAUCCAGAGAACGAGGAUGCAGUAGCAGAGGCACAGGUGCUGCUCAACAGCCUGAAAGACAAUAUGGAACAGAACGGAGGUGUUUUGGAUGACCAGCUCUUGGUGAAGGUGGUGAAGAAGAAGCUGAUGUCUAAGCCAUGCAAAAACCAGGGUUUUGUUCUGGAUGGCUUUCCCAAGACAUAUGAACAAGCUAAAGAGCUCUUCUAUGCUGAAGAACAAGAAUCAAAUGAAGGAACAUCCCAGAUUUCUUCAUACAACAGGAUUAUGCCAGAGUUUGUGUUGUGCCUGGAUGCAUCAGAUGCCUUCCUGAAAGAUCGAGUGAUGAACCUGCCUGAAAGGCUUGUGCAGAAGCACAACUAUGACCCGGAGCACUUCCUGCGACACCUGGCCAGAUACAGAGAAAAUAACCUGGAAGAUGAAACUGUUGUCAACUACUUUGAUGAGCUGGACAUCAACAUUCUGUACAUGGAGAUCACCAGCAGUGAUGAACCUGACUGCCUGCUGCUGCUGCAGAAGAUCUGUGACAUGGUGGGUCAGCCCAGGAACUAUGGCCCCAGCAGCCAGGAGGUGGAGGAGGAGGAGAAGAGGAAGGCUGAAGAGAGGAUGAGGAAAGAGACCCAAGCAAGAACAGAAGAAGGGCAGAGGGAGGCAGAGGAGGCGAAGCACAGGGCUACACGCUGGGAGGAAUGGACUAAGGGUUUAGAGGCGGUGAGGCAGCAGGAGGAGGAGCUGCUGGAGGCCCAGUCAGUCACUAUGAGGAACUACCUCAUGGAGCAUGUCAUGCCCACUCUGAUGCGGGGCCUGGUCGAAUGCUGCUCAGUGCGACCACAGGACCCCGUCGACUUCCUGGCGGAGUACUUGUUUAAGAACAACCCCUCUGACUAUUGAAGCUAGAGGUCAUUUUUUGUAAUUAGAUGCACACAUGAUGCAAUUACAGAACACAAAAAGCUGAAAUAAAAUAUUUUGUCUUUCUUCAAA